AAAACACAAUAUCAAACUUACAUCUUUACGUAUAAUUAUACGUAGAAUGGAAUCAUCAUAGAUAUUACAAGAAGGGGAAAUCUGGUGAUGAUCAUCAGGACCAAAGUUUCACAGAAAUUGAGUCGAUGAUUAUCAGCAUUUUCAAUGAUGCAUAUGAAAAAGAGGAAUGGGAAAAUUUCAAUUCUAUGUAUUAUAGAUUACUUCUACGUGAGAUUGGUUUUUUUGAUAUACCACGCAGUUACAUGAUGGAUUUAUACCGUUUUGUUGAAAGGAACAUUGGACCGACCGUUAAGAAAGUGUAUUAUGGCUUUUGUCUACAAAGAAAACAGUCUGUUAUAGUUAUUGUAAUAGACAACGUAUUCUGCGACAAAAAGAAGACUACAACGUACAAAGGACUACCGAUUUUAUAUAAGCAAUGGAUAGCAAUGACGGAAGAAUCCCUAAAAACAAGGAAAUACGAACGUUAUGAAGAUUCACCCACUUUCAACGAAGAUGUCCAUGCAAAACUCCACCAAUGUAUGAGGCGAAAUAGUGCGAUAUUAAUGAGGUCACAUUCUAAUAUCGAAAUUAUCGGUGCAUCUCCAUACCGAUCAAUGGAAAAGGGAAAAAGGAUUCGAAACGAGAACUGUAUUUUGAUCUACUGCACUAUGAAGAAUGUGAUUCCUUUAGGAGAAACGUUCUUUGCUGAGAACCUAGGGGAAUUUAGAAUUGAUAUUCGAGAAGGAUUCUUUUAUACAUACCCAAGAAGCAUGGAUGCUCCACUAGACCCUAAGGAUCGUCAUUCAGAAUUAAAGAUCGGAGCAGAAAUAAGCAGAGAAGAUGGUAAUUUAAUUGGAACAUUAGGGGGAUUCGUGAAUUUUGGGAUAAGAAAAGAGAUAGGAUUCAUAACUUGUGCCCAUGUUAUCCAUGAUGAGCCUGAAAAGAUGAUUGAAAAUGACACUCGAGUUGUACAACCAAGCUCUGGACCGUCCUGGGAAAAUAAUGUGUGUGGUGUUGUUAUUAAAUCUGUUCAUCCGAGGAGUUCCGAUGCAACUACAGUUGAUGCAUCAUUAGUGAAAGUAGACAGCUCGAGGAAACCAACUAGAAUGUCAUUCACUGGACUGGGAAUGGACAAAAUUGCAAAACUAAAAUUUUCUCCCGAUGAAAUAUACGAAGGUAAAAUUCGGGAGGACGCCGCACUAAAUGCAUCAUGCUACAAAUUUGGGGCAACAACAAAUUUCACGAGCGGUAAACUGGAAUCACGGUUGUUAACUGCGAUUCAUCUAUCUGACUUUAGAGAUCCUGGUCAAAAUUUUGAAUACCAUGAUCAGUAUACUGUAUCAAGCAUCUCUUCAGUAUUUGCUGAUCAUGGAGACUCCGGGGCUUUUGUUUUUCAAUGUAUGGAAAACAGCGGGAAGAAAUCUCUCGAAUGCAUUGGGAUGGUCGUCGGAGGAACGUCUGAUUUCAAAAUAGUGGUUACACCAAUAAGAGAAGUACUCAAUGCUCUUGACUUGCAUGAUACAAAGAAACUGUGUACUUUCGAAGACGAGCAAAUGGAGACGGAUGUAACAGAUGAAAAACCAACUUAAAA
This is a messenger RNA of Saccostrea cuccullata (small rock oyster), 1570 nucleotides long. RefSeq lists its product as uncharacterized. The transcript is spliced from 5 exons. NCBI's taxonomy places the organism in Eukaryota, Metazoa, Mollusca, Bivalvia, Ostreida, Ostreidae. Bases 126 to 1568 code for a protein of 480 amino acids. The record is from RefSeq and is a predicted model, not a curated record.